AUGGCAAAAGCUGACAUUGUUAUUGCAGAAGUAAACAACGGAAACGCAUCUCUUAAGGAUUAUUACGGAUUUGGUAAUGGAACACUAAAAAAAGAUGCCAAUAAUGAUUGGGUUUUGUUAUCUUCUUCGGCCGCGAACAAUCAAACGAAACUGACAUUUCAACGAAAAUUAAUCACAAUGGACGCCAAUGAUAUGGACAUUACGAGCGACACAAUGCGAUUGAUUUGGGCGUACGGCGAAGGAAACUUCAGUAGAGACAACUUUACACUGGGAGGUUACAGGAGUUUGCAUUUGUUGCAAAUUAAGAGACCGAGCUAUGAUGAUCCACCUGAUGCCGUGAAAUUAAUCGUGACUAUGAAUAAUACAGUAGUACCCAACGAUACCACAACAUAUUGCAAAGGCAACGAAUUCCUUGUACACCACAUGCUCCUUUAUCUAUGUGAAAUGAAAUAUCCGAAUAAAAUAAUGGGAAAAGGUCGAAAAUGUUAUGAGAAUAAUAUGCCUCAACAUUGGGAAAAAUGUCAUUCAGUCCUAUUUGCUUGGGCAAUUGGCGGUUCGAAUUUGCCGCUUCCUGAGCACGUGGGAUUUCCUCUUGAUGUAGAAAAUCCCCUGUCGUUCCUUGUGGAAAUCCAUUAUGACAAUCCUCAAAAGAAGACAGAUAUGAUUGAUUCAUCUGGAUUCGAAAUUACUCUAAUACCAGCUCGAAGACAGUUUGAUGCGUCGGUGCUUGAUAUGGGAAACUCUCCAAUUGGAAACAUAGCUUUACUACAAAAAAUCCCACCUUACCAAAGCCAUUUUAGAACGAGCAGUGUCUGCCUUUCCAAUUGUAUUUAUGAUACAUUUCCACCGAAAAAUGAAACUAUUGUGAUGAAAAUUUUUGCUGUUUUACUCCAUGCACAUUACUUGGGAAGAACCAUUAUACUGCACCAUUUUCGAAAUGGCAAAGAAAUUGAAAGCAUCGCUGCUGACCGGAAUUACGAUUUCAAUUAUCAAGAAACGGUAUUCUUAAAGAAGGAAAUUGAAGUUUUGAGAGGCGAUGAUCUUAAACUUGAAUGUGUGUAUAACUCAAAGGAGAGAACCAAAUUUACAUUUGCUGGCUUAGCAACGAAAGACGAAAUGUGCCUUGCCUUUAUACUGUAUUAUCCCAAGAUGCCAGUUGCAUUCUGCUAUGGUGAUAUUCUUAUAAAAGAUAAUGAAUGGCUAAAAUAUCAGUUAAACCCUGUGAACCUUCAUAAAUUCAAGAAGCCAGAAGUCAGCAAAGAAUUUGAACAGACUGUCAAUGGUGUCAGAAGAAAUUCUUCCUUUGUCUCAUUCUGUUCAAGUGGAUUAAAUUAUAAUAUAUCUAUGCAACCUACAUACAAUGUCCUCAACUUAUUACAAUAUGAAACUGAUACACACGGAGCAGAAAAUGGUGUCGGAACCCAAUUCGCUGUUUCAUUAAUUGCUGCAGAACUUCUACUCUGUUUGGCUUUGAGUGUCUAA
Acanthosepion pharaonis is the source of this 1482-nucleotide messenger RNA. The record is from the annotation of a GenBank genome assembly. NCBI's taxonomy places the organism in Eukaryota, Metazoa, Mollusca, Cephalopoda, Sepiida, Sepiidae.